Messenger RNA from Camellia sinensis, 475 nucleotides. Lineage: Eukaryota; Viridiplantae; Streptophyta; Magnoliopsida; Ericales; Theaceae. The record is from RefSeq and is a predicted model, not a curated record.
UUACGUGUGAUCAUUGAGAUCACACGUGCCAUAGGCUCACUAGGGGUGGUUGAUGGCCGGUACACGGAGAUUCGAGGCACUCAAUCCAACGGUGAGGAAUUACGCGAUGAAGACACGUGGAUGGAACACGUGUGCAAGAAGAAGGUAGGUGAGAUGCACGCUUGUGGGGCCGCGUGUGGGGCCAUAUUAGGGGGAGGGAGUGAGGAGGAGAUUGAGAAGUUGAGGAAAUAUGGGCUUCAUGUGGGGAUGAUACAGGGGAUGAUGAUGAUGGUUAAUGGGUUGGGGAGAAAAGAGGAGAGAGAGAUGGAAGUGGUAGAGAGGUUGAAAGUAUUGGCUCUCAAAGAGUUGGAAAGCUUUGAUGCUAAGAAAGUUGACCUAAUUUCUAGCCUUGUUGAGUCUAAUCUUUGCAAUGUUUAGAGUUUGAGAUGUUGACAUGUACCUAGAGAGAGAGAGAGAGAGAGAGAGAGAGAGAGGG